GGCGGGGUUACAAGGCUAGACCAAUGGGAUACGAUAUUGUUGGAAGACACGGCGGCGCAGCCCCCGGAGCGAGCGAAACCAUCGUCGCUGCCGCCACUGCCGCAGGAGGCGUGAGGGGAGAAAAACAUUCAGAUGGCAGAUAACAGUUUUUCAGAUGGAGUUCCUUCAGAUUCCAUGGAAGCUGCCAAAAAUGCAAGUAAUACAGAAAAACUCACAGAUCAGGUGAUGCAGAAUCCUCAAGUCUUGGCAGCUUUACAGGAACGACUUGACAAUGUUUCUCACACUCCCUCCAGCUACAUCGAAACUUUACCUAAAGCAGUAAAAAGAAGAAUUAAUGCAUUGAAACAGCUUCAAGUGAGAUGCGCUCAUAUAGAAGCUAAGUUCUAUGAAGAAGUCCAUGACUUGGAAAGAAAGUAUGCGGCAUUAUACCAGCCUCUUUUUGACAAGAGAAGAGAAUUUAUCACUGGUGAUGUUGAGCCAACAGAUGCGGAAUCAGAAUGGCACAGCGAAAAUGAAGAGGAGGACAAAUUGGCUGGAGACAUGAAGAAUAAAGUAGUUAUAGCAGAAAAAGAAGCAGCAACAGCUGAAGAGCCAAAUCCCAAAGGAAUUCCGGAGUUCUGGUUUACCAUCUUUAGAAAUGUAGAUAUGCUAAGUGAAUUAGUCCAGGAAUAUGAUGAACCAAUCUUGAAACACCUACAGGAUAUUAAAGUGAAAUUUUCAGACCCUGGACAACCUAUGUCUUUUGUAUUAGAAUUCCACUUUGAACCCAAUGACUACUUUACCAAUUCAGUCCUGACAAAAACCUACAAGAUGAAGUCAGAGCCAGAUAAGACCGAUCCCUUUUCCUUUGAAGGCCCAGAAAUCGUUGACUGUGAUGGGUGUACCAUUGACUGGAAGAAAGGGAAAAAUGUUACAGUCAAAACCAUCAAGAAAAAGCAGAAGCAUAAGGGCCGGGGCACUGUGAGGACCAUCACUAAGCAGGUGCCCAAUGAAUCGUUCUUCAACUUCUUCAAUCCACUGAAAGCAUCUGGAGAUGGAGAGUCACUGGAUGAAGAUUCUGAAUUCACGUUAGCCUCUGAUUUUGAAAUCGGACACUUCUUCCGUGAGCGGAUUGUCCCGCGGGCUGUGCUCUACUUCACUGGGGAGGCCAUAGAGGAUGACGACAAUUUUGAAGAAGGUGAGGAAGGAGAAGAGGAGGAAUUAGAAGGUGAUGAGGAAGGAGAAGAUGAGGACGAUGCUGAAAUUAACCCUAAGGUGUAAUUUUUGUCUGUUAAUCAUUCAUACGUUUCUAGAAAGAACCCAGCCAGCCAGCGGAAUGCAAACAGCAGUAAGAAGCGACGGCCCUGAGGGGUGGUGGCUGCCUCGUAGACCAGCUGUCGGGACUCCGGGCCUGCAGGCAGGGGCCUUGGUCCAUGCUGCAGCACAAUCGUAUUGACAGUGCUUAUUACAUCUAACUUGUUUUCAAGUGCAUGGUUUUCACUUUCACUUUUUCCUUAUUAUUUUGCUUAACUUGUACAGUGGCAAUUGAAAUGCAUUUCAGAAAUAGGAGGUUUAGUUCCAGCACCCUCUACGGCCUCGGUGCCUGCAGCUCUGGACUUGCCCAGGCCCUGCUCUUUGGGAGAGUCCUACAGAAUAUGUCGGGAUGGGGGUGAGGGGUUACUUGAUAAAAGGGCAGAGGUCUAGUAAUGUGGUUCCAGGGCAUCUAGAACCUGUUUUAUCGCUCCUACAAUUGGACUAGAUUCUUCUAUUUUGUUUGAAGAAACCCACACACUGUUUCCAGCCUCUCAUCUGCUGGGUGUGAAAGCUGCUUCAACUGUUGUAUUCUCAUCAUCUCAGAAGAGCCACAUGUGUAGAGUAAGGUCAUGUUUUCCUUAGAAUGUUAUUUUUUCUUGGCGUUUUAUUUUUCUAGGGGCUGGGGUGGGGGUUGUGGCGCACACCGACUGAGGUAAGAGCUUUAGUGGUUCACCCUCAUAUUUAUUUAUUCAUUCAUGCUUGUGAGGAGAACUUGGGCUGUUGCUCAUCCUUACAGUCCUAGCUGGAGCGAGGCCUGUGUAGAAGAAACCGCGUUGCUCUCUGCCGCCACAGCUGAGGCAGGAGCUUGUUCUCAUGACAUACAGACCACAUGUUGCUUUGGGAGGGUGCAGGCUGUCACCAGGGAGCCAGACUCAGCACCUUUCUAAGCAGAUCGGGCUGCCAGAGAAGGCUUUUUUAGUUUAGUGUGUGAGCGUCAGGUCUUGCUUCUCAGUAACUCCCAUUUUUGAGUCUCACCAUUCAUUCUGUCUUAAGAGCCCUGGGUUUGGUGUAUCCGGUUGUCAGCUGGCUUGUAGGAUUUCCAAGUGUGAUAGCCGGGGACUGCUGUGUCCACACUGUGACCAGGCGUGUAGAGAGUGCUCAGCCUUACCUUAUAACACAUUUGUAACCGAAUACGGUGUUUUCAAUUUGUACAGAAUAGUUAGAAUAUUCUAUUAAAGUUGUGAAACAUGA
Molecule: messenger RNA, 2484 nt
Organism: Tupaia belangeri chinensis (Chinese tree shrew)
Lineage: Eukaryota; Metazoa; Chordata; Mammalia; Scandentia; Tupaiidae
Gene: NAP1L4
Product: nucleosome assembly protein 1 like 4
Exons: 16
Coding region: 133-1260 (375 amino acids)
Biological process (GO): nucleosome assembly
Cellular component (GO): nucleus
Source: RefSeq, a predicted model, not a curated record